AAAAAGUGUGCAUUCUACGUCGCCUGCCCACCUAGGCACAGUUGCUGAUUUAAGUGCCCACAACCAACCAACAACCGCGCGAGCGACAACCUCAAAAAAACAGCUGCGCGCCCACGGGAGAUCUUGCAAUUCUUUUUUAAAAGGAAAGCCGCACAAAUGCUGUGUACGCCUUCUAUAUUCUCACCCCAACCAUACACCACCCAAUCUCAGCAUAUAGCAACGCAGGCUAAAACCCCCUAUUCAACCCAAACUACUCUCAAACAUGCAAGUCGUGGCUCUGGUAAGCGGCGGCAAGGAUAGCUCCUACAACAUGGUCAAGUGCGUCGAAAACGGCCACGAGAUCGUCGCACUGGCGCACAUCCACCCGCCACUCGACUCUGAAAAGGACGAGCUCGACAGCUACAUGUAUCAGACAGUCGGUUCCAGUGGCAUAAAGACCAUCGCCGAAUGCAUGGAGCUUCCUCUCUAUCUCCAAGAAACCAAGGGCGCAGCCAUCAGGCAGACCCUGGAAUACGAGCAGACGGCGGAUGAUGAAACCGAGGAUCUCUUUACCCUGCUGACCGAGGUCAAAAAGAACCACCCGGAGGUUCUCGGUGUCUCUGUCGGCGCCAUUUUCUCCCGCUACCAGUCCAAUCGCGUCCAGCACGUGUGCGACCGUCUCGGGCUCACCAUGCUGGCGUAUCUCUGGCAGCGCGACCAGGCGGAGCUCCUCCACGAGAUGGUUGAGAACGGCAUCGACGCCAUUCUUAUCAAGGUGGCGUCGCUCGGACUCGAUCGGUGCGAUCUUGGCAUGACGCUGGCGCAGAUGGAGCCUAAGCUUUUGGCUUUAGAGAAAAAGUACGGCGUGCAUGUUUGCGGCGAGGGCGGCGAGUACGAGUCGUUUACUUUGGAUUGCCCGCUGUAUAAGCGCCGCAUUGUGCUGGAUGAGGUUGACGUCGUCAUGCACUCGGACGACGCGUUUUCGCCGGUGCUCUACUUGAGCAUCAAGAAGGCGCAUACUGAGCCAAAGUGAUAAAAUGGAAAGAGGAGUCAAGAAUGUUGCGAAUAUUUGAAAAUUCUUGUUAUAAAAUUUUUUACUGCGAAAUACCCCUUUUUAAACUUUUAAAUGUGGAGACGAUAGCAAAGUGAUGUUUU
This is a messenger RNA of Kickxella alabastrina, 1134 nucleotides long. RefSeq lists its product as uncharacterized. Gene Ontology annotation, biological process: protein histidyl modification to diphthamide. The transcript has a single exon. Lineage: Eukaryota; Fungi; Kickxellomycota; Kickxellomycetes; Kickxellales; Kickxellaceae. Gene Ontology annotation, molecular function: diphthine-ammonia ligase activity. The record is from RefSeq and is a predicted model, not a curated record. The coding region runs from base 263 to 1012 and encodes 249 amino acids.